Messenger RNA from Neurospora tetraspora, 390 nucleotides. RefSeq lists its product as uncharacterized. The coding region runs from base 1 to 390 and encodes 129 amino acids. The transcript has 2 exons. The record is from RefSeq and is a predicted model, not a curated record. NCBI's taxonomy places the organism in Eukaryota, Fungi, Ascomycota, Sordariomycetes, Sordariales, Sordariaceae.
AUGGACGUCCCCUGGCUCCUGAGAUCACUCAGUCGAUGGAGAGUUGGAAACUGGAGAAAGCGGGAGCUCCCAGGCCGCAGCUCGCAGCUUCCCAGCUUCUUUCCCAGCUACACUGCCACCUGGCAGCUUGGAUACGCAGAGUUCCUUCCAUCCUUACCUGUCCCUGGAUUAAGCCAUCGAGCCAUCAGUUGGAUCGUGCUUGCCAGGUUGACUGGCAGUUACCCGUCACGGUCCUCAGGCUCACCACCGUUCAAGUCGACUGACACCUUUUCAAAAUUCUCUUCAUCAGAUGCUACACUAACUCUCCAGGCACCCUGGGCGGAAUCCUCCGGGACAAAGGCAUACCAACACCCGAUGGCUCGUGUCGUCGGGUUCCAAGAGAUUGCAUAG